This is a messenger RNA of Symbiodinium necroappetens, 999 nucleotides long. NCBI's taxonomy places the organism in Eukaryota, Dinophyceae, Suessiales, Symbiodiniaceae. The record is from the annotation of a GenBank genome assembly.
AUGCAGGUCUCGAUGCUUGCAGCAGCCUAUAACCGGGCUACGGCCCCGGCUUUGUUCUGUCUCUUCCAGUAUCAGGCCUUGGCCAAGUUCUUGCAGAACCAGUGCAUGACGACCCCUCCACUAAUCAUCAAUAUCAUCACGUCGCUGUUGCAUGUGGGCUGGUGCACCUUCUUCGUGGCAAAGCUAGGCCUCGGCAACACAGGGGCUGGCUACGCAAAUGCUAUGACCUGGACAACACAAUGGUUUCUGAUCAGCCUCUACGUUAUGCGCAUCGCCCCCAAGUUAGGCAUGAGCCGGCGGGAUGUCUUUCUUCCCGGCAAGGGAACCUUUCAAGAAUGGGGCAAGUAUCUCAAGAUUGCGCUGCCUUGCGUCUUGCAGAUGAGCAGUGAAUGGUGGUUCUGGGAGAUCAAUGCCCUCUUGGUGGGCUUCCUGGGCACCGUGCCCCUAGCUGCACACGUGGCUGCGAACCAGUUCAUCGGGCUCAGCUUCAUGCCCGCUAUGGGCAUUUCUUCGGCAGCGGCGGCGUUGAUUGGCAACAUGCUGGGAGCAAACAGGCCGACGGACGCUCGACGCUACGUCAAGGUCUGCAUUUUCUGCAACUUCCUCGUUUGGCUUACGAUCGGCAUAGGGGUGUUGUUCGGGCGCCACGCUGUCGCAUCGAUGUACGUGCGGCCGGGAGAGGUGUCUGUGCUGGUGCAGAGCCUGCUGGUAAUCUUCGCCUUUGCUGGCUUCCCUGACACCACGCAGCACAUCAUGUCCGGAGCGCUUCGCGGCAUGGGGAAGAUGGCAGCGGGAAGCGUGGUUUACCUGUUGAGCUACUAUGGCCUGAUGCUUCCCACUGGAUAUGCCCUCGCGUUCAAAUUUGGUUAUGGUGUCCGUGGUGUCUGGUAUGCGUUCGGCAUUGGCACUUCCGUUGCCGUAUUUGUGUUCAGCCUCAUCCUGGCGAGAACCCGCUAUGACGCCCUGGCCAAGAAGAUCUCGAAGGGACUUCACGAUUAG